UAAUUAAUCAGUAUAUUUUUGAAAUUUAUAUUAGUUGUAUCUAAAUUUAAGUUAAAUAUUUUAGUUUUUUUGUUGCUCAUUUAAAAAUUUUAAUCAUUUGACUUAUGAGAUUAUAUUCACGUUGGAGUUUCCUGCAUACCUGGUACUUUUACAUCUACAUAAUAAUGACAAUGGAACGAUUAGAAGUAUUACCAUUACACCGAAACAAACACCUCAUCAAACAAUGUUGUGCUGUAAUUAAUUCCGAAUGGCCACGCAGUGAAAUGGCCAGAUUACACAGUUUGGAGGCAUCUUGUGAUACUUUGCCAACAUCUUUGAUAUUGGUUAAAGAAGAAGAAGAUAACUUCAAGACAGUUAUAGGACAUUCAAAAAUUACGCCAAUACCGUCUAUACCUGAUGGUGGUUUCAUCGAAACAGUGGUCAUAGGAAAUUGUCACCGAAGACAAGGACUAGGAAAAUAUCUUAUGUACAAGACUGAAGAGUACAUAAAAACGUUGGGUUUAAAUUUUGCAUACUUGUCUACAAUUGACAAACAAGAGUUUUACUCAAAACUUGGAUACAUUCAAUGUCAGCCAAUUUCAAUUUAUGGUGGCUGUUUGAGUAGCAUCAAUAAAUCAAACAUGGUUUCUGUGAUUGUGCCAUCUAGAAAAACAUACAUGAGAAAACUUUUGACAUGAACUGUUUUUUUUAAAUUAUUUUUUUUAUGUUAUAAAUUACUAACAAGGAAUACAUACCAUUGUUAUAAUCGUGUAUCUAGUGCAAAUUUCAGUUAACACUUGCUAACAGCUUUAAGAAUAAUAUUAACUCUAAUAUUAAUUAAUGUAUGUAUACAUUAUCAGUGUUGGGUAGUAACGUAACACAAAUUACAAAUUACUGUAACAAAACGGCUUUUACUUUUAGCCAGGUCGAAAAGCCAGCUCAAAAGCAACAAAUUAUUGAGGGUAAGGGGCAUACCAAAUUUCUUCUUGCCAGAAGCUCUACAAUUGCUGUGUCCAGCUCUGGUAACACUGAAGUGAUUUCAUUAUAUUUUAUUUAAAUAGAUGUAAUUGUUAUAAAAUUACAUUAUAAAACUGAUUCCGAA
Molecule: messenger RNA, 1081 nt
Organism: Myzus persicae (green peach aphid)
Lineage: Eukaryota; Metazoa; Arthropoda; Insecta; Hemiptera; Aphididae
Product: N-acetyltransferase 6-like
Exons: 5
Coding region: 105-677 (190 amino acids)
Biological process (GO): protein acetylation
Cellular component (GO): cytoplasm
Molecular function (GO): N-acetyltransferase activity; acetyl-CoA binding
Source: RefSeq, a predicted model, not a curated record